AGCCCCCAACAGUGAGGGGGAGGGAGGCUAGAAAGGGAAAACUAGGUGGUAGUGGUGGCUCUGGAUGGGGGGGGGUGGUUGGUGGAGAAGAAGGGGAAAAAAAAAUCGACAGUCACACAGCCAGUCGCAGGCCAGCAGCAGCUGUCACUGUGAAGGGACAGUGCUCCUACAGUGUGUGAAGGAGUCCGGGCAACCAGGAUGUCCCACAAGAGCGACCCCAGGGACAUUGACGAGGAUGCCAUCCUCAGAGGCCUCAGCGCCGAGGAGCUGGACCAGCUGGACUGUGAGCUCCAGGAGAUGGACCCAGAGAAUGCCAUCCUCCCGGCUGGGUUCCGCCAGCGUGACCAGACGAAGAAAAGCCCAACCGGACCCUUUGACCGAGAUGCGCUGCAGGAAUACCUAGAGAAACAGGCUCUGGAGCAUGAGGACCGGGAAGACCUGGUGCCCUUUACCGGGGAGAAGAAGGGAAAAGCUUUUGUCCCCAAACCCGGCUCUGGGCAAAUCCCCAUAUCCGAGCAGAUCACUCUGGAGCCGGAGUUGGAGGAGGCACUGAAGAACGCUACGGAUGCAGAGAUGUGUGACAUUGCAGCCAUCUUGGGAAUGUACACGCUGAUGAGCAACAAGCAGUAUUACGACGCUCUCGGCCUUGAGGGGAGAAUCGCUAACACAGAAGGCAUAAACAGUGUGGUGAAGCCGGACACGUACAAAAUCUAUCCGGAUGAGCCACCCAACCCAACUAACGUUGAGGAAACCAUUCGCAAGAUCAGCAAAAAUGACAGCAGCUUGAAGGACGUCAACUUGAACAACAUCAAGGACAUUCCCAUCCCCAAACUAAAGGAAAUGUUUCAUGCCAUGAAGUCCAAUACCAAGGUGAAAUCACUGAGCAUCGCCGCCACCCGUAGCAACGACCCUGUUGCCGUGGCCAUCGCUGAGAUGCUGGCAUCCAACAAAACCCUUCAAAGUCUUAACAUUGAGUCCAACUUCAUUACCGCAGAAGGCAUGAUGGCUAUCAUCAAAGCCCUGGGCCAGAACACCACGCUGAAGGAGAUUAAGAUUGACAACCAGAGACAUCAGCUGGGAGACUCAGUGGAGAUGGAGAUUGCCAACAUGCUGGAGAAAAACCCUUCCAUUCUCAAAAUUGGGUACCAUUUCAAUCAGCAGGGUCCACGUGCCCGCGCUUCCAUGGCGAUCACCCGAAACAAUGACAUCUUCCGCAAGAAGAGAGUAAAAUGAAAAGCAGCGUCCAAGGCUGAUAGGUUUGUCCGCUCACCUACAGAAGCCACCCUGUACAACUACUGCAACAAAAGCCCCGUAACCCCCCAGCGCUGGAUUAUAUGCAUUGUGCCGUAAUGCCUUAAAGCCCCUCCCCCUUCAGUGUCACUCUGUCUCCACCGUGUCGGCCAUUCGUCGAAAAAUGUGCAAAGUCCACCAUCCCGUCGUCUGAGUUCUGCAACCCCGCUGCAGCUGCGUGUGAGUGAGUCAUUCAUCUGGGUGGAAGGUCUCUUUCUGACACCCGGAGGUCCUGCGCAGGCCCAGUCGUAACGCUUACAGAGCGGCCAUGUCUAAAGAAAGAGCAAAGCCGCGUGACGCCGUCAACAUCCGAUCAGCAUGAAAGCUUUGAGACCAGCGCUCGACCUCAGACUGCUGCUAUAGGGCAAAACGACAAAAUAUCCUAUUCUGUAAAUAAUAUGAAUAAAGGUUAAAUUCUC
This is a messenger RNA of Brienomyrus brachyistius, 1709 nucleotides long. It is a transcript of the gene tmod4, whose product is annotated as tropomodulin 4 (muscle). The transcript has 10 exons. Bases 199 to 1233 code for a protein of 344 amino acids. Lineage: Eukaryota; Metazoa; Chordata; Actinopteri; Osteoglossiformes; Mormyridae. Gene Ontology annotation, biological process: muscle contraction; pointed-end actin filament capping; myofibril assembly. Gene Ontology annotation, molecular function: tropomyosin binding. The record is from RefSeq and is a predicted model, not a curated record. Gene Ontology annotation, cellular component: myofibril; striated muscle thin filament.